Messenger RNA from Trichosporon asahii var. asahii CBS 2479, 1599 nucleotides. Its product is annotated as solute carrier family 41 member 1. Gene Ontology annotation, cellular component: plasma membrane. The transcript has 5 exons. NCBI's taxonomy places the organism in Eukaryota, Fungi, Basidiomycota, Tremellomycetes, Trichosporonales, Trichosporonaceae. The coding region runs from base 1 to 1599 and encodes 532 amino acids. Gene Ontology annotation, molecular function: monoatomic cation transmembrane transporter activity. Gene Ontology annotation, biological process: monoatomic cation transport. The record is from RefSeq and is a predicted model, not a curated record.
AUGUCGCCCAUCCUCAAGCGCGAUGUCGCCGAACAGGUCCGGCAAGCUCGUCGCCUUGCUGCGGCCGCCGGAAUAGCAGACUACGAGGACUAUGAGUACGAGCUAGACUCGGUCGGCAACAGUCGACCCCGGUCAAGUAUCGAGACCAAGUCCGAGUUCAGCUUCAAUGCCGCGUCAGAUCGUAAUACGCAGUCCGCCUUUGCAUCGUCAUCAGCUCGUCGGCCUACGAGUUUCGAUUCCCAGCGUGCCCCGCUUCCACCGGAUAGUGUCCAACGUCCUCUGCUCGCGUCGGAACGGAAUAGCGUCGACUCUGCGUCUUCCGUGGACACUCAGCUCACGACAAUGAGUGCGAAGGAGGGCAAGCUGCAGGAUCUCAAGGGUCUUCUCUUCUCUUCGACCCCGUCGUUGUUGCUUGGCCUUAUCGGGCUCGUUUUUUCGGGAGAACUGCUCGAGCACUGUGCGCGAUGGCGCGUGUUCCGCAGGGUGGAUGAGCUCUUCAUUCUCGUGCCUAUGAUCGGGAAUCUGAAGGGUAAUCUGGAGAUGUGCCUUUCAGCUCGACUCGGAACAUCUGCGUCUCUGGGUGAACUCGACCAACGACGAACGCGCCGCGGGCUGCUGCUUGCCAACCUGACGCUGCUUGGCCUGCAGGCGUUGCUGAUUUCCUGCCUCGCGGCUAUCUUGUCGUUCCUGCUCGGUCUUUUCACGACUCACCGCUUGGGAGACGUUCCCUCGAACGGCUUCCCCUCAAAUGGGACCGUGAGCGACCCGUCGCAAAGCGAUCCGUGGCGAGAGGGCCGGACUCUGCCCGGCUUCGCGCAGCUUGUCAUGGUCCUUGCCACCGGCAUGGCUAGUGCCGGGUUCAGCUCCCUUGCGCUCGGCAGCUUCAUGUGCUCUCUCGUCGUGCUGUGCCGCUGGAAGGGCCUCGACCCAGCCUGUCUCGGAGAUCUGGUGACCAUCUUCAUCCUGGCGCUGUUCGGCACCGCCCUCGUCGGCACGAUGGACACUCCGGUCCCCUCGAUUCUGGUGCUUCUCAUGUCGGCUGCGGCCGUGUGGUUCACCAUCCGUGUGCUGCGCGUCGAAUGGGUCCGCAAUGUAGCCCGAGGCGGCUGGCUGCCGCUGAUUGGAGCCAUGCUCAUCAGCUCUGGCACCGGCAUGGUCCUCGCCAAGGGCGUUGGACACUACAAGGGCUUCGCGCUGCUCGCCAUCUCCAUGACGGGAUUGACCGGAAGCAUAGGCGCGAUCCACGCGAACAGGCUAUCCACGACGCUGCACGCGAACCUCAGCAACAGCAAGCACCACGGACUGUCGCCCAAGCAGAGUAUGGGCGUGCUCUUCCUCCUCAGCUUCCCCGUGCAGGGCUGCUUCCUGGCCUUCGUGAACGCUGCCGGCUGGACAGAUGUCAACCUCGCCUGGGCCGGGUGGCUUUCGUACAUUGCGACGACCAUCUUCAGUCUGCUCCUCGCCCACGGCCUCACGUUGUUCUGCUGGGCUCGGGAUAUGGAUCCAGAUGCCAUUGUGGACUUUGUUGGCCAGCUCUUCCUCAUGGGCGCUUACGAGCUUUGUCGCGCGACUGGCCGCACCAGCGUCAUGGCCGACUAG